Lontra canadensis (Northern American river otter) is the source of this 2382-nucleotide messenger RNA. It is a transcript of the gene CCDC93, whose product is annotated as coiled-coil domain containing 93. The record is from RefSeq and is a predicted model, not a curated record. Gene Ontology annotation, biological process: Golgi to plasma membrane transport. NCBI's taxonomy places the organism in Eukaryota, Metazoa, Chordata, Mammalia, Carnivora, Mustelidae. The transcript has 24 exons. The coding region runs from base 140 to 2035 and encodes 631 amino acids.
CUCCCGGCCGGCGGCGGCGGCAGCGGCGGCGGAGGAAGUUUCCGCUUUGCCUCCACCCCGGUAGCAGCUCCGCGGCCGGGGACAGCUUCCUCCGGGCGCUCCGCGAGCUUUGCUGCCGCCGCACGUCUGUCACAGCACCAUGGGGUUGCCCAAGGGCCCGGAGGGCCAGGGUCUCCCGGAGGUUGAAACAAGAGAAGAUGAAGAACAAAACGUCAAGCUGACUGAAAUUCUGGAGCUUUUGGUUGCAGCUGGAUAUUUCAGGGCACGAAUUAAAGGUUUGUCACCUUUUGACAAGGUAGUAGGAGGGAUGACUUGGUGCAUUACCACUUGCAGCUUUGACAUAGACGUUGAUUUGCUGUUUCAGGAAAACUCUACAAUAGGACAAAAAAUAGCACUAUCCGAAAAAAUCGUCUCAGUCCUGCCAAGGAUGAAGUGUCCACACCAGCUGGAGCCCCACCAGAUCCAGGGCAUGGAUUUUAUUCACAUAUUUCCUGUUGUCCAGUGGCUGGUGAAGCGAGCUAUAGAAACCAAGGAAGAAAUGGGGGACUACAUCCGCUCCUACUCCAUAUCCCAGUUCCAGAAAACCUACAGUCUCCCCGAGGAUGAUGACUUUACAAAGAGAAAAGAAAAGGCCAUCAAGACAGUUGUUGACCUUUCAGAUGUUUACAAGCCCCGUCGGAAAUACAAACGCCAGCAGGGAGCAGAAGAGCUGCUCGAUGAAGAAUCCCGAGUCCAUGCCACACUUUUGGAAUAUGGCAGGAGAUAUGGAUUUAGCCGCCAGAGCAAAACAGAGAAGGCCGAGGACAAGAAGACGGUCCUUCCCGCAGGGCUGUCGGCUGCAGAAAAAGCUGAUGCCCAUGAGGAAGAUGAGCUUCAAGCUGCUGAAGAGCAGCGUAUCCAGUCGUUGAUGACCAAGAUGACCGCCAUGGCGAAUGAGGAGAGCCGCCUCACUGCCAGCUCCGUAGGCCAGAUCGUGGGACUCUGCUCCGCCGAGAUCAAGCAGAUCGUGUCCGAGUACGCAGAGAAGCAGUCUGAGCUGUCAGCGGAAGAAAGUCCAGAAAAAUUAGGAACCUCCCAACUUCAUCGUCGCAAAGUCAUCUCCUUGAACAAGCAGAUUCUACAGAAGACCAAACAUCUGGAAGAGCUGCAGGCAAGUCAUAACGGCCUACAAGCCAGAUACGAUGAAACAAAGCAAACUCUGACAGAGCUGAAGCAUCACAGUGAGAAACUGGACAAAGAGCAGGCAGCCCUGGAGAAGAUAGAAUCCAAAGCAGACCCCAGUCUCCUGCAGAACUUGAGAGCACUUGUAGCCAUGAAUGAAAAUCUGAAAAGUCAGGAACAAGAGUUUAAAGCACAUUGUCGAGAAGAGAUGACACGGCUGCAGCAGGAAAUUGAAAACCUGAAAGCUGAGAGAGUGCCGGGCGGAGAUGAAAAGAGCCUAUCUGCUGGAGAGCCACGUGGUGCCCUAACCCCCGUGAUGACUCCUAGUGAAGACCUAGACAGACGAUAUAACAUGGAGAAAGAGAAACUUUACAAGAUCCGUUUGCUACAGGCUCGAAGAAAUCGAGAAAUCGCGAUUUUGCACCGCAAGAUUGACGAAGUCCCCAGCCGAGCUGAGUUAAUACAGUAUCAGAAGAGAUUCAUUGAACUCUACCGUCAGAUUUCAGCAGUGCACAAAGAAACCAAGCAGUUCUUCACUUUGUAUAAUACCCUGGAUGAUAAAAAGGUGUAUUUGGAAAAAGAGAUCAGCCUGCUGAACUCAAUUCAUGAGAACUUCUCACAAGCCAUGGCCUCCCCUACUGCCCGGGACCAGUUUUUACGUCAGAUGGAACAGAUCGUAGAAGGAAUUAAGCAGAGCAGAAUGAAGAUGGAAAAGAAGAAGCAAGAGAACAAGAUGCGAAGAGACCAGUUGAACGACCAGUACUUGGAACUGUUAGAAAAGCAGAGGCUGUACUUUAAGACUGUGAAGGAGUUCAAGGAGGAGGGCCGCAAGAAUGAGGUGCUGCUGUCCAAGAUGAGAGCCAAGGCCUCCUGAAGAUCCCCAGACAUCACCGUAUGUCGUCGAUUUUUUUUUAACGCCAUUUAUCAACUGCAAGAUGGUGAAGAUAGUUCUGAGCACUACCGUAGAGAGAUGCAGGGGCCAUGAUCGCAGCACCAGGAUAUUUUCUUUCUCCCAUUUGCUUCCAUUUCAUCUCUCUGUUGUUGAUGGAAUCAGACGGUGCAGACGUGGUGGCUUGGAGAACACCCGUCAUCCUAUGAAGAAAUGCGGGCAGUAUCUGUUCUGUGUCAGGUCAGCUUGAAUUUCUCCAGUAACAUUGCACAUAUGAAGGUACCUGUAUCUGUGUGGACUCUGAAUAAAAAGGAAUUCACUUGUUCAGCAGA